Molecule: messenger RNA, 1399 nt
Organism: Coffea eugenioides
Lineage: Eukaryota; Viridiplantae; Streptophyta; Magnoliopsida; Gentianales; Rubiaceae
Exons: 3
Coding region: 572-1177 (201 amino acids)
Source: RefSeq, a predicted model, not a curated record
GUGGGUCCUCAGUUCGCAAAUAAUUUGCGCAUCUAAUUGCUUGGUUUCACUACGCUUCACUUCAGAGUUCAGAGCUUCUUUGCUCUGCAUAUAUAGAAAUUCGGUCAUAUGUACGAGAGAGCGAGCGGGGAACAGAGAAAUAGAGUGACAAUGGUGAGGAUAUUAUCCAUGGCGUCGUCGAUUAAACCUUCGCUGUCCUGAUUUAGGUCUGCGGCUGCUGCAGGGCUUCCUUCUCGCUUCGCUGUACCCUUCGGUUCGUGUUUCCAGAAGUCUUGUCGCCCUCUCAGCUUAUUGCAUCUUGGCAGUGCUGAAGUGCUAGAGCAUAAGCUAAGGAAGUAUAUGAGCAGAUUCCAGUACCAAGAUUGGCUAAAAAUAAUGCCCAUUCUCAAGAAUCUCAACGAUUGAAGACCAUCGAUUGAAGACUCAUCGGCAGAUGCCCAAUGGAACGUGUAAGUUAUGGAUUUGCUGCUGGAGAUUGGGUGCGAUUGAAGGCUGAAGGAAAGAAACAUUCACCAGUAGGUAUCCUUCAUCUAAUCAACCGUGAUGGAGUGUAGCUGCUGGAUUUAUAGGAAUGGAGACACUUUGGAAGGGAAGAUAUUCAGAGCUCCAGAUAGCAGAAACUUACUGUGUUGGGCAAUUUGUUAGGCUGAAGUCUGAUACAUUUAAUCCUCGAUUUGAAUGGCCCCGAAAAAGAGGUGGCGAGUGGAAAACUGGGAGAAUUUGUCAAGUCUUACCAAAUGGGUGCCUUGUUGUUAGGUUUCCUGGUAGGUUGACAUUUGGUAAUGAAAAUAGCAGCUUUUUAGCUAAUCCAGCUGAAGUUCAGUGUGUUUCUUUUAGCACUUCUCCUGGAGUGGUGAAAAAGUAUCAGCACCUUGAGGAUUGUCACUGGGCAGUCCGGCCACUUCUGAUUGCUUUGGGUCUAUUUACUGCUAUGAAGCUGGGCCUUUUUGUUGGAAAAAAGAUUAGCAGGUCAAAGAUAAGGAAGGGACGGACUAAUGUCAUAUCAGGUGAAGCUCAAUCUUUGGAAGGCCACACUGCUGGCAACACGGGCUGGCUACCACCCCAAGUGCCAAACAUCAUCUUCAGGAGGGUCUCAGUGCACCUACGUCUUGGUAGUUCUCAUGCUUCAGUCAGAAGCAAUCUUGCCCUUUCCAGAAAAGGCUCCACAGAUUUGUAACCUUUGCUUAGGGAAUUCAAAGCACAACCUUGCUUAUAUUUGCAAAAACAAAUCCUGUAUACAUGAUUGUUGUAAAUAUAUGUUUGGUGGUUGGAACUAUUGCUGCCUUGUUAGUUCUUGUCCAUAUUAGCUAACGCCUUCUGGUUGUUUAUGGUAUUUCAUUGUGUUUGAAACUGCAGAAAGGCUCCUUUCUAAUAAACAGUUUUUGGCCCUUUCUUCCUC